Athalia rosae (coleseed sawfly) is the source of this 1746-nucleotide messenger RNA. RefSeq lists its product as uncharacterized. The record is from RefSeq and is a predicted model, not a curated record. The transcript is spliced from 7 exons. NCBI's taxonomy places the organism in Eukaryota, Metazoa, Arthropoda, Insecta, Hymenoptera, Athaliidae. Bases 248 to 1720 code for a protein of 490 amino acids.
UGUGUUCGAUGAGUAUACAUAAUAUCUGCAUACAGCUAUAAGUAUUUCGAUCAGUCCUAUGCAUUCUUGUUUUAUUAAUUAGGUUCGAUGACUGUUAUGAUUCAGUUGAGCAAUUGAGGUUUCUAGAAAAUAUUCGAAAAAAUUUACUAUUUUUUUGAUCGUAUAGGAUUUAACGGAAAACAUUAAGCCGGUAGAGGAGAGUCUUCCACCUAUCAUUGUCACAGAGGCAGAUUUCGGAGAUCAUCUCAUGCAAAGACAAAUAACGGGCUUACAAAGCUUAGAUAAAUCACCAGAACGACCACAAAAUAUCAAAACGAACGAAGAGCAAAAUAAGGAAAACCUGCAGCCAGACGAUCAUCAUUGUAAUCAGCCGAAAAACCAAAAAGUUGAGGUCAUACCUGUUCAAAUUUCGGAAGUUGAUCUGAAUAGCGGCGAUGUAUUAUUCGACUCCAGUUUACAUUCAUUGGAUUUGACAAAACUAUUGAAUGAAUCAAUCUUUGGAAAAGUAACAUUAAGCAUCUACGAGAUACGAAAAGAUUUUGACGAAUCAACUCGUAGAAAACUGGUGGACCUAAUAAUCACGUCCUUACUAUCGAAAACUGAUCCACUCAAUCAACCCAUUCAGUACAAAAAUCACCACUUUGAUGAAUUAGCAAACAAAAUUAUCGGAUUAUUCCCAUCAGAAACUAAAGAGAUUUAUUACGUGGCGCCGCACACAGAAGGAUCUCAGCAAAAAAUUUCUAAAGGCAAGCUCGUAGAUGCUUAUAGGAAUAGGUUGCGGCAACUUAAGAAAGCUGGGCUUCAUAGAGGUCGGAAACGAAAAAUUGAGGAGACCGAGGGGGAAUCUGAUUCUAUCGACACAGAGAAUAAGCGCGUUUGUACCGUGCACCAAGACUGGCUCAGGCAUAAUACUGCACCCUGGGAAUCAGUCGUCGAGCAUUGGAAUGCUUCACGGGCACUGAGGCAGUCCGAUUUUCAUAAAGCAAUCGGCAAUGUUAACAGCAUAAUCGAAGCGUGGCCAGUCGUGAAACAACCAUUAGGCUAUACGUUGCUAGAAAGUGACUACAACUAUAUGUUCAACGAUGGACUCAGUAUUUACUCCGAGUGGCCCAUGCUUUCCACAAAACUAGAAAACCUUAUGAGGUCCGAGAUCAAAGAAAAAGCUUAUAUUCCCUUCUUAGACAACUUAAAAGACAGUGACAUUACCCCAGAUUCAAGAGACGCUAUACUACUAAGUCUGCUACCUGUAAUUUGCCCACCAUCAACCGUAGUACGUCUAGCCAAGGGAUCAUGGAAACCCAGCUGUGCAGAAUCAAUAAACGGAUUCAUCUUACACGUGAAGGUUCCGGGAGAUCUAGAGAUGGCGAGAGAUCAGCAGCGAGAAAAGAUGGCAAAAAUAAAACAACCACUUCAACCUUACGUUAUUGUCCUUGGUCCGCGACUAUCGGCUAUUGAGCACUCAUAUGUAAACGUAGAUGAGACGCUGUACCUUGUGGAAAGUCCAUUGAAGGCCGUGGACAUUUGCUAUAAAAUAUUCCAGGUUUUAAAUGCGACAUAUCCUCCUCAAAGUGAACAAGUUUGGCUCUUCUUACAGAAGUAUGUUUACAAGCGAACAACCAGAUGGGACAAACAAGUAAAGUCCGUAAUAAUCCUUACUGGGAAACUCAACCAAGCCAAGAAAGAAAAUUCUCGGUCAGGUGAGCCUGAGUCCCAAAAUUAAUAGUUGUUUUUAUUUCACGAUGUUCC